Scleropages formosus (Asian bonytongue) is the source of this 5416-nucleotide messenger RNA. It is a transcript of the gene epn2, whose product is annotated as epsin 2. Gene Ontology annotation, cellular component: clathrin vesicle coat; plasma membrane; endosome. The record is from RefSeq and is a predicted model, not a curated record. The coding region runs from base 677 to 2515 and encodes 612 amino acids. Lineage: Eukaryota; Metazoa; Chordata; Actinopteri; Osteoglossiformes; Osteoglossidae. The transcript is spliced from 8 exons. Gene Ontology annotation, biological process: endocytosis. Gene Ontology annotation, molecular function: phospholipid binding; clathrin binding.
AGGUAUGGAAGCGGAUCUGUAAAUUGCCAUUAGUAAGCUUUGUGAAAAGGUUAUAGGUGAAUUGCAUUCAGAUCCAAGUAGAGAAACAUUCGCGUGGUUGUGGACAAAAUGAGUUAGCACAAACAUUACACCAGUCUGUGGACGGAAAUUACUGUUUUGGUUUGCGUGGAAAUUGAGCUACUCGAGUGAUCGUUUGAAUACGGGCUCUCGGGAGCCGAAACAAUUCAGCUUUUCAGAAGGGCGCUGGGGUGAUACUUGAGCAGAGAUUUGGCAGCUGAGGAAGAAGCCAGAGCCUUUCUGGGAAGCAGUUGUCACUCCAAAACUGUGUAGCGUUCAGGAAGGCCUCUUCCUUCCUUCCUCCUCCUCCUCACACCCGUUUCAAGCGCAGGUAGCGGUAGGUGAUAGUCCAUGGUUUGUCAUAAGCACUGUGGAAUCUUGGAAAUGGGACCUUGUCAGGGCAGGUAAUGGAGGAAUCCCUUUCACCCACCCCCUUCUCUGUGUGGAAAUGGUUUUAACAGGCGUUUGUCUGGAGACCUCGGAAGUACAGUGAAGAAGAAUAAAAUCUUUACUGCGUGAGACUAGGUGCAAUAAGACGGAUUUUUUACAGCAUUUUCCCCCAUAAAACAAACGUUUGAGACUUGAGUUUCUCCCGUGAGCACUGCCGCUAGCCGCAACCAUGCCGAGCUCAACAAUUCGCCGGCAGAUGAAGAACGUGGUGAACAACUACUCGGACGCAGAGAAGAAGGUGCGUGAGGCGACCUCCAAUGACCCCUGGGGCCCCUCGAGCUCGCUUAUGUCAGAGAUCGCCGACUUGACCUAUAAUGUGGUGGCCUUCUCGGAGAUCAUGAGUAUGAUCUGGAAGCGGCUCAACGACCACGGGAAGAAUUGGCGCCACGUGUACAAGGCGCUCACGCUCUUGGACUACCUGAUCAAAACAGGCUCAGAGCGCGUGGCGCUGCAGUGCCGCGAAAACAUCUUCGCCAUCCAGACGCUGAAGGACUUCCAGUACGUGGACCGUGACGGGAAGGACCAGGGCAUCAAUGUGCGUGAGAAGUCGAAGCAGCUGGUGGCGCUGCUCAAGGACGACGACCGACUGAAGGGCGAGCGCUCACAGGCGCUCAAGACCAAGGAGCGCAUGGCGCAGGUGGCCACCAGCGCGGGCAGCAGCGGUCACAUGAGCUUCGGCCGCGGCUCCAGCCAGCCCAACCUGUCCACCAGCUACUCGGAGGAGUACGGCCGCUCCGAGGGCUCCCCCGCCUCCUACCAUGGCUCUACAAGUCCCAAUGCCUCCUCGGAGCUGGAACAGGCCCGGCCUCAGACGAGCGGCGAGGAGGAGCUGCAACUGCAGCUGGCCUUGGCCAUGAGUCGCGAGGCUGCAGAGCAGGAGGAGAGGAUGAGGCGUGGUGAUGACCUCCGUCUACAGAUGGCGCUAGAAGAGAGCCGCAAGGACACCACAACAACAACAAAGUCAGUGAAGAAGAAGGAGCAACCGCAGUCUUCCCUAAUGGACUUGAUGGACGUUGUACCCCAAGCCUCCCCUCCAACCCAUUCCAUAGACCCCUGGGGAGGUGUGUCCAAGGCAGCCAGUUCAGACCCCUGGCAGUCCUACGGUACAGCUUCGAAACCAGCCGCCUCGCUGGAUCCUUGGGCAUCGUCCUCCAGCUCAGCCUCCGCCACACCCAUCAAGAACGCUGAUCCCUGGGGGGCGUCGGCAACAUCUGCAGCUGCCACUGCGCCAACCGUCGACCCCUGGGCACCAACGUCUGUCCGAACCAAGACCGCAGGUAGUUUCGACCCCUUCAGUACCUUGAAUGGUACAUCCAAAGAGGACCUAUCUGACUUUGACAGCCUUCGCUCCUCUUCCGUCAAAACGGGAGAUGCCCGGGGAAGCUCCAGCCUCCCAUCGCGGCCCGCCGCCUCCGCAAGCCCCGACCCGUUCGACCUGCUGCCGAGCACAACCUCCCGGAAGACCCCCGAGUCCUUCCUGGGCCCUAACGCCGCUCUGGUGAACCUGGACUCGCUGGUCAGCAAGCCUCCGCAGCUUUCGGCCGCAUCAAACCCCUUUCUGUUGACCGGUGCGUCCCCCAAGGGUGUGUCUACCAGGGCUCUUCGUAACACGAAAAUGGAAAUGGUCGCGUUUGCUUUGUUUGCUAUUUUGUCCGUCUCCCCAACAGGCACGGCCCCUCCACCCCCAGCUCCGGUGAACCCUUUCCAGGUGAACCAGCCGCAGCCGCCCACCCUCAACCAGAUGAGGGUGAGCCCUAUGAUGGGAAUGGGCACCCCAGCCUUCGGGGGCCUGCCCCAGAUGAGCGCUGAGCCGCUGCCCCUCUCUUCCAUGGUGCCUGUGCCUGGCAUGACCACACUGGCGUCCGUGGGCCACGUGGUGCCUGGCAUGGGCGUGAGUGCCCCGUCCUCCUUGUCCAUGCCGCAGCCGCUGAUGAGCACAGUGCUGCCCCCGUCUGGAGCUGGAGGCAACCAGGGUGCUGCCACCACCACCAACCCCUUCCUGUUGUGAGGCGCUGCCCCUGGCCCAACCCCUUUCUGUUUGAGACACAGCUAGCCCUGCCCACAAUAGACAGUAUAGUCCUUUGUGUUCUCAGACAGGUGUGCUAUUUUAAAACUUUUUGGAGUAGCAGUGGAGUUUACACUUUCACCUGCCAGAAGGUGCUCUUUGGCCUUUGCGUGAGAGGAUCCCGACUGCGACUGGUCCCCCCCCCCCCCCCCAAAUCAGCUGAAAUUACUCGUGUGUGAUGAUUACCCUGUCACUCAAAGUAUAUACAGUAGUUGCUCUGCAAAAGACUGUCUAGUAUUCAUGGGGGUACCAAGUUUUCAUUGGAUUGCUUUAAAAUUAAUCUGAAGCUUGGAAAUGUAGGAAUUCUGCUGUUUUAUUAUGUUAGUCUACUAAAGCGAUCCAUUUACUAAUGCUAACCUUUUUAAUCAGAGUAACUUAAAUGUUCUGCGUUGGUGAACACACACUUGUGUAUUUCCAGUACGCAUAAGUAGACAGACUAGAGAACUCAGUUCAGUUUACAUGUAAUAUUUCAUGUUCUAAGCAAGCAGGGAUUUUGCACAUGCUUUAGUGUGGGUUUUUUUCUUUCCUUUUUUUUUUUUUGUUGAUUGUUGGUUCACCAUUAGUCCUUAGCUCAAGCAAAACAGCGAUCAAACUGUUCCUGCAGAAAAGGCUUCGGCAGCCAAGUGUCACACUCUGUGGCAAAUUCUCCUUGGCACUGGGACUUGAGAAAGUGGGACGCAACUCCUUGUCGAGCAGCGCAGACUCUGAGCGCAGUAGGGAGCCCUUUUGGACCUUUUAAAGGACAGCUGUUAACGGUAACACAGGCCACCCUGUGUGUAUGUGUGGGUUUGAGUUUUUUUUUUUUUUAUAAACUUUAUGCAUUCAGGCUGGAGAAAAGAGUGAUGGGUUGGAUUGUGGAGUGGUUAUGUGAAUUCAUUGUUGUUGUCCAGCUAGCUCACUUUAACGGCUCUCUGAAUAGUGACUGUUUUUAAAAUAGACCUUUUUAAUUCUUGAUCUUAUUGGGCCUGUUCAACUGCCGAGCUCCAGGUCACGCCAACAAUCCGAAACAUCUACACGUUCAGCAGCUCCAGAGUUUUCAGUGUGUACAGAAUGAGUGGAUUGUUGGGAAACAAAGGGAAAUGGUGGGUUGGAUUGGGGGCAGCUUACAGAAACUUCCUCUGCAGCUCUAGUCCCACCGAGACGGAGAGAAGCAGAAGUGGGUGCGCCGCUCUUCUGCUCCUCAGCAACAUAUCCCUGGUACAUCAGACCCUGAAGAGUACAUGCCUGUUAAGUGUGUGUUUCCAGAGCUGUGAUGGAUGGGAGUUAAGUGCAGGGGGGAACUCAGCCUUACAUUCUUUGCCUCCCGGAAUGGGCUCUGGAUCACUACGGUCCUGCAUGGACGAGCGGUCGCCGACAGCGGGCACGUGGACGUGACAGAGGUCAGAGAUGUCUACCUGCCUUUGCCGUGCAGUUCAUGUAAUUCAGUAGGUCAGCACCCCCUAUGGAGUGCGCCCCUCCCCCCCAGACUGGCAUCACCGUGCCGGUCGGUCAGUUUUAAAAGGCCAUCACGAAGCCUUGCCUCGGAUUAUUCUGACCAAUGCAGUUUAUUGAACUGUUAAUUUUAAAGACUUUUUCCUUUUUAAACUUUGAUAAACCUUAAAGGGAUCUGCCCGCGCUUCACUGUAGUUAGCGGGAGAACUAAACACUGUGCAUUACCUUUUCGUUGGACGAGCGGUCGAGGCAGCGGUUUUUCUGCGCGUAGAUGGCACUCCACAGGAGAAGCGGAUCUCGGCGAAUCUGAACGGCGACGCGUCCGUCCAGGCAGCGUCCCACUUCGGCACCGGCCGUUUGCCCUGCCGCCCUGUUACCUGUGCCGUUCUACCCUGCCAUGAGUUGUCGGAGAGCAAGUGCGCACAAGCACAACAGAACUGCAGGGUCUUAUCACGAAAAGACACUUAACCAAAGUUACAUUUCUGGCAAUUUAUUAAAAAAGGAGGAUCUUUAAUAUUUGACUUUUUAAUACCAAUUUGUAGAUAGUUAUUUUGUAACUUGUCUUCUGCCCCGUGAUUGGUUUGGUUUCUUUGCGAUCACUGCCAACUUGUCCUUUCUUUUUUUCUUCUUAGGUGUCCCCACUAGCACCCUCUGCUGGAACUGUUGCGGUGUAGUUCGGUCCUUGUGCAGCUCUGUAGCAAACUGUGGCUGUGAUUCUGACUAUAGAGAACUAGCUUACCUACCAACACACAUACUCAGGCAUAAAGAGGGGGGAGGACAGCUUUAAGCUAUCUUUAUAUACUUUAAUCUGGUAGAUGUGAUGGGCUGAACAGGUUCUUAUCCUGUUAAAAAAAAAAAAAAAAAAAACUGCUUAUCCUUGCAGAUGAGUAUACUAUAAAUAUGCAAAAUUUAAAGUUUAAAAUGAAAGAUCUGUGCUCCAGAAUGGGGAAAAAAGGUUCUGCGAUGUUGUCUUCAACUACAAACAAUAUCUAGCUCAGAUGGUCAUGACUGUCUUUCCUGUAACCAUCCUAAGUCCUUCCCCCCCCCCCCCCCCCCUUCUCUCCACCUUCUGUUGCCAUGUACUCAUGAUGUAUUUACUGUGCAGAACUAACAUUGUGAACAUGCAUAUUCAAGUCUGGUUUUUUUUUCCAUGUUACCGUGUCUGUAUAUUUACCGACUGUUUCAUAUUACUGGGAGCAGGCUGCUUUUUAUGGAUAUGUGCUCAACUUGUUUGGCAUUAUAACUGUAUAAUAUAAUUUAUCAUUUGUAUUAUUGUAACAUAUUGUUCUGUGUAAUGGUUUUGUAGGAAGGUCACAUGAGUAAUGUGAUGUUUUAACGCCAUCUAAACAGCAGCAAGUGACUUAAGGACCUGUAGCUGCAACAGUAAAAAAUAAACUAUCACUUGAGCUUGUA